This is a messenger RNA of Rhododendron vialii, 717 nucleotides long. RefSeq lists its product as uncharacterized. The transcript has a single exon. Lineage: Eukaryota; Viridiplantae; Streptophyta; Magnoliopsida; Ericales; Ericaceae. The record is from RefSeq and is a predicted model, not a curated record. Bases 1 to 717 code for a protein of 238 amino acids.
AUGACCCGAACUCAAGCAAUGAACGAGUUUUGCAAACGCCGACCCCCAACCUUCCACGGAGACACCAAUCCCGUCGUGGCCGAGACAUGGCUAAAUGAGGUCAAGAUGAUCCUUAGAACCUUAGGAAUCACCCAGGACGGAGACCGUGUGGCCUUGGCUACAUACCAAUUGAAGGGAGAAGCACGCUAUUGGUGGGAUCUGAUAGAGGCGACCCAUGACAUUGCCACCAUGACGUUCACCGAGUUCGAGACCCUGUUUCUCGAUAAGUAUUUUCCCACACCCCUUCGCCUAGCCAAGGAACAAGAAUUCUUGAACCUGAAGCAAAGAACAUUGACCGUCACCCAGUACAUGGCCAAAUUCGAAGAACUGUCCCGCUUUGCCCUAACCUCCAUACCAACCGAAGACAAGAAAGCCAGAAGGUUCGAGUGGGGGCUGACGACUGCUCGAAAGGCUGUGGUAGCUCAAGCCUUCGCCACCUAUGCUGAAGUGGUGAAGUGUGCACUCUGGCUAGAGAGCGAGCAAUUGGACUUCAAAACCCGAUGGAGGAAAGCUACUGACGGCACUGGUGGACCAAUCCGAACCCAACCACCCAACGACAAUCAUGGACCCUACCCCACCAAAUCCUCUAACCCAUCUCUAAGCACCCAACCCUGGAGGACUGCUAUCCUCGAAAGUGGGAAACCAAAGAGAGGCGGUCAAGACAUAGCGACAGUUUAG